AUGGCACAGACCGCACCCGCCCCAGCAGGGCCCUCUGUCGGUACCGGCGCCGGCGCCGGCGCCAGCAUUGCCGACCGCUCGUUUGCUGACAAGGGCAAGCCGACCGAGGUGCGCCUGUCGAACAUGAACGCUGCCAAGGCGGUGUCGGACGCUGUGCGCACGUCUUUGGGACCCAAGGGCAUGGACAAGAUGAUCACCACCUCCAACGGCGAGGUCGUCAUUACCAACGACGGCGCAACAAUUCUCUCCCACAUGGCCGUGCUGCACCCCGCGGCACGCAUGCUGGUCGAGCUGUCAAAGGCGCAGGACAUUGAGGCGGGCGACGGAACGACAAGUGUGGUCGUGCUGGCCGGCAGCAUGCUGUCGCAGGCCGAGAGGCUGCUGUCGCAGGGUAUCCACCCAACAACAAUCGCGCAGUCGUUCCAGGCCGCGGCCGGCAAGGCCGUCGAGUUCCUCGACCAGAUGAGCACUCCCGUCGACCUGAACGACAAGGAGGCGCUGUUGCGCGCGGCAAAGACGUCGCUCAACUCCAAGGUCGUGAGCCAGUACUCGUCGACCCUCGCCCCGAUUGCCGUCAACUCGGUUCUCCGUCUCGUCACCUCCACCUCGAGCAACGUCGACCUGCGCGACAUUCGCAUCAUCAAGAAGGUCGGCGGAACGAUUGACGACACCGAGCUCGUUGAGGGCCUCGCUCUUAAGCAGCCGGCCAUGGCCAACGCCGGCGGCCCGACUCGCAUGGAGAAGGCCAAGAUCGGUCUCAUCCAGUUCCAGCUCUCGAGCCCCAAGCCCGACAUGGACAACCAGAUUGUCGUCAACGACUACCGCCAGAUGGACAAGAUCCUCAAGGAGGAGCGCCAGUACCUGCUCACCCUGUGCAAGAAGAUUAAGAAGACGGGCUGCAACGUGCUGCUCAUCCAAAAGUCGAUUCUGCGUGACGCCGUCACCGAGCUCUCGCUCCACUUCCUCGCCAAGCUCAAGAUCCUUGUCAUCAAGGACAUUGAGCGCGACGAGAUCGAGUUCAUCUCCAAGGCUACUGGCGCCAAGCCCGUCGCCGACAUUGACGCGUUCACCGAGGACAAGCUCGGUACGGCCGACCUCGUCGAGGAGGCCAACCUCAAUGGCGCAAAGGUCGUCAAGAUCACGGGUGUCAAGAACCCCGGUAAGACGGUCUCGAUCGUGUGCACUGGCGCCAACGACCUUGUGCUCGAGGAGAGUGAGCGCUCGCUGCACGAUGCGCUGUGUGUAGUCCGCUGCCUCGUCAAGAAGCGUGCACUCAUUGUUGGCGGUGGCGCACCCGAGAUCCACGUGUCCCGGCUGCUCUCGCAGUACGCCGAGACGCUCAAGGGCAAGGAGGCGUACUGCUUCCAGGCGUUUGCUGAGGCUCUCGAGAUCAUCCCCACAACGCUCGCCGAGAACGCCGGCCUCAACCCCAUCGGCAUUGUCACCGAGCUGCGCAACAGGCAUGCUCUCGGCGACAUGAACGCCGGCAUCAACGUCAAGAAGGGCAUCGUUUCCAACAUCCAGGACCUCGGCGUUGUGCAGCCCCUGCUGGUGUCGACGAGCGCGCUCGAGCUUGCGGCCGAGACUGUUGCGCUGCUGUUGAAGAUUGACGACAUUAUUCUCAGCGUGCGUUAG
Cutaneotrichosporon cavernicola is the source of this 1635-nucleotide messenger RNA. RefSeq lists its product as uncharacterized. Gene Ontology annotation, biological process: protein folding. The coding region runs from base 1 to 1635 and encodes 544 amino acids. Gene Ontology annotation, molecular function: ATP hydrolysis activity; ATP binding; ATP-dependent protein folding chaperone. The record is from RefSeq and is a predicted model, not a curated record. Gene Ontology annotation, cellular component: chaperonin-containing T-complex. Lineage: Eukaryota; Fungi; Basidiomycota; Tremellomycetes; Trichosporonales; Trichosporonaceae. The transcript has 4 exons.